Balearica regulorum gibbericeps (East African grey crowned-crane) is the source of this 1260-nucleotide messenger RNA. RefSeq names its product reticulophagy regulator 1 (gene RETREG1). NCBI's taxonomy places the organism in Eukaryota, Metazoa, Chordata, Aves, Gruiformes, Gruidae. The record is from RefSeq and is a predicted model, not a curated record. Gene Ontology annotation, biological process: reticulophagy; negative regulation of neuron apoptotic process. Gene Ontology annotation, cellular component: endoplasmic reticulum membrane.
CUCUCUGAGCAAAGAGCGCUCUUCUCUGCAGUAAACAGGACAGGUGCCCGGGUUGUCACUUCUAAAACACAAAACAGACUAGAAGAUCAUUGCCUGGAUUAUCUAGAUUGGUAGAGAGAGAGAGAGAAUUCCUUUUUACAUCUGAAAUGCCAGACAGUGAGGAUCUGGGACAAGAUGAAAGCUGGAAAGUCAUCAAUUCCAGGCAAGACUACAGACCCAGGAUAAAUCAGUGCAUUUCAGAAACACUGAUGAAUUUAUUUGUAUUUCUUCAAGAAAUGUCGCACUUCAAGGAACAAAACCCUGGCAAGUUUUGCCUACUGGUCUGCAGUGUAUGUACGUUUUUCACUGUCUUGGGAAGUUACAUUCCUGGAGUUGUCCUCUCCUAUGUCCUGUUAUUGUGUGCCUUUUUAUGUCCCUUCCUUAAGUGCAAUGAAUUUGGACAGAAAGUAUGCAACAAAAUUAAGACUGUUCUGAUGAAACUAGAUUUUGGAAUAGUAGAAUAUAUCAACCAGAAGAAAAAAGAGAGAUCUGAAACAGCAAAAACAAAACCCACAGAAGAUGACAGUGAAUUAGACAUAUCAGCCCUGUGUCCUAAGGUUAGUCCUGCAGUUGUUGCCAAAGAGCUGUCAGUGUCUGACACAGAUGUAUCAGAAGUAUCUUGGACCGAUAACGGGACCUUUAACUUAUCCGAAGGGUAUUCUCCACAGACAGACACAUCUGAUGAUUUUGACCGACCUAGUGAUCAUGAAGAAGCUUUCGCUAGAGAUCUUUCAGAAUUUCCUUCUUUAGAAAAUGGUGCCGGAACAAACGAUGACGAUGACUCGAGUAUCGGUAUGCCCAUCCAGCAAAAACAAAAAAAAGAACAAACAUAUUUGAAGGUGGAUCACGCUCCCAGACAGAGUAAAGAGAGACCGUCCACUGCAGGGCUCUCCUUGCCUUUGACCAGUGACCAAACCUUUAAUUUAAUGAGUGGAAUUGCUGGGGAUGUCAUCGCAGCCGCGGUGUCUGCUGCCAUCAAAGACCAGUUGCAGUCCGCACAGCAAGCUCCCUCACAUGCAGUGCCCAGUUUGAGCGAGGAGACAGACACAGAGGAAGCCGAUGAUUUUGAACUGCUUGACCAGUCAGAGCUUGAGCAGAUUGAGAAAGAAUUGGGACUUUCACAAGGCCAAGAAGCAGAAGCACAGGAAAAGAAAAAGUCUUCAGGCUUCCUUUCAAAUCUGCUUGGAAGUCAAUAACCUAGAAAUUGCAGCUGGUAACAUA